CUUCGUCCAGAGAGCGACACGGCUCCUGCUGCUCGGACCAAACGUCACAACAAGAUGACGUCUCGUCUUCUCUUCGUGCUGCUGCUUUCCAGCUGCUUUCUUGUUCCUCUGCUGGGCAUCGCAGCAAACGGCUACUGCAACACACAACUAGCUUCCUGUCAGUCCUGCCCUUCUGGAUGGACUUGGUACGGCGGCUACUGCUACCUGUUUGACAACACCAAAAGGGACUGGUAUGCCUCUGAGCGUUUCUGCAACUCGUUUGAUGCAAACUUGGAAUCCUUUUCAACCCAAGGUGAAUACGAGUUCAUCAGGGGACUGAUCAACAAAGCAGCAGGAUCCGAUGCAGCGGUCUGGGUCGGAGGCUACGUUGUAGGGAAGGACAGGGUUUGGUUCUGGAGCGAUGGGGAAAAGUUCAUCUUCAAUGGCUGGGGGAAAACCGAACCGAACAACAUGGGUGGAAAUGAGAAAUGCAUGAUGAUCAACCUGAACGGCAAAGAUUACGUCAACGAUUUAAACUGUGACACCAAGCUCGGUUUGGUCUGCGCUAAAUUCCCAUAACUUGUCCCAACGCAUCUGACGAGAUGAUGUCACUUCCUGCAGGAUGUCAAGCCUCGAUGACGUCACCACUGGGACAUUAUUGGACAUGUCUGACGUGUUAUCCUUCAGAUUAUGAGUUUAAAUAAAUGCACGUUGUUUGCAAGC
Nematolebias whitei (Rio pearlfish) is the source of this 702-nucleotide messenger RNA. RefSeq names its product ladderlectin. NCBI's taxonomy places the organism in Eukaryota, Metazoa, Chordata, Actinopteri, Cyprinodontiformes, Rivulidae. The transcript is spliced from 7 exons. The coding region runs from base 55 to 558 and encodes 167 amino acids. The record is from RefSeq and is a predicted model, not a curated record.